Messenger RNA from Drosophila ficusphila, 1093 nucleotides. RefSeq names its product mitochondrial assembly of ribosomal large subunit protein 1 (gene RsfS312). The record is from RefSeq and is a predicted model, not a curated record. NCBI's taxonomy places the organism in Eukaryota, Metazoa, Arthropoda, Insecta, Diptera, Drosophilidae. The transcript has 4 exons. The coding region runs from base 315 to 1037 and encodes 240 amino acids. Gene Ontology annotation, molecular function: ribosomal large subunit binding. Gene Ontology annotation, cellular component: mitochondrion. Gene Ontology annotation, biological process: negative regulation of translation; negative regulation of ribosome biogenesis.
CGUGAGCCUCUCUUGGUGUGUUUGUGUGAGUGCUUGGAGUUCUUAAGUGGCUGCCACUGUCACCCUCCAACGAUUUAUUUUGUUUUUGGGGGGGCAAUGGCAAUCACAACAACAAGCGGUCUUCCCAGAAAUCGCCUCCAAUUUUAUUUGGCCAAACGAGAAUUCGCGGAAAGCUGUACGCUCUAUUGAUAGUCAAAGGAAAACGUUUUUGGGGAAAGCAUGCUACUGAGAGGGUCACACUAGGCACUGCCAACAAUCGUUUAUCGGCAAAGUUCACCUCUUACUUAAUAAAAUAAAUAAAACGAAGCAAAAAAAUGCUAACCCGCGUGUUUCGCUUGAUUCACGACAAACGUCUGAGUGUGCCCAUCCUGCGAUGCUUUCACCAUGAAUUCUCCAAACCUCCAACACCCCCUGAGGAGAAGGAAGCUAGUCCCGGCCAGAAUUUAGUUGCCGGCGUGCAGAACAAAUAUAAAGUUUUUAGGGACGAAGACGCCACCGAGAUUUUUGAUGUAGAGGAGGCGCGCUACCAGGAGCAACACCAGUUCCCGGUUGAUUCGGAAUUGGAGCAGGACCAGUACUACGGACUGAAUUUAAAGCGUGGAGUUCGAGGCGUAUUUGAUGUGGAAGAUUUGGUGGACCUGCUGCGCAAGGAGAAUGUUGACGACAUAUUCGUUUGCUAUGUGCCGGAAGACCUCAAAUACGUGGACCAUUUGGUAGUUUGCAGUGGACGUAGUUACCGGCACAUGCUGACCACGGCGGAGUUUGUACGCCGAAUGUUCAAGAUCAAGAGGGCUAAGGGCGACAUUUUGCCCCGCAUCGAGGGCGACAAGAGCCGUGACUGGAUGGCCAUGGAUUUAGGAAACAUUGCCCUUCAUAUUUUUUCACCGCAAGCUCGGGAGGAAUACGAUCUGGAGUCGCUAUGGGCCAUUGGGUCCCAGUACGAUCGGGAAAGCCAAAAACCCCACAAUCCGUAUGGCGACAUUUUCAUGGCUGGCACACCUGUAACGGUUGCGGAAAGUUCGAAGCAGAAGACAUAAAAGUUUAGAUGAAUUUUGUUGUGAAAUCAAAUAAAGAUGUAGCAUAGGUAUGGAAA